AGGUGAUUUGACAGCAUGAUCGACACCCACUGUCACCUGGUGGACAACAAGUUCAAAGCGGACAUCGAUGAAGUCGUCGAACGAGCUAUGCAGAAUGGAGUUAGACAUGCGGUCGUGUGCACAGAAUAUGCGAGUCAGUUCGAUAAUGUACUGGCUCUCUACGCAAAACACCCCGAGUUUAUCAUUCCUGCCGUUGGGAUACAUCCUAUUCAGAAGAAGAACAAAUCUGUGAAGACUAGCGACAUAGAGGGCAUGGAAGCAUUUUUAGACGAACACCGUCACGUCAUCAAGUGUAUAGGAGAGAUCGGCUUGGAUUACACACAGUACUACAAAAUAACGCCCGAGAACAUAGUAGUACAGAAAGAAGUCCUCGCAAAGCAAAUCGGAUGGGCCAAGCAGUUUUGCCUGCCUCUAACUGUGCACUCUCGCGCUGCCACCGGAGACACUGUUGAUUUCCUCAUUGAGAAUAGCGCUGAUCGUGUUGCUUUACAUGCUUUUAACGGAUCUCUAGAGGAGGCGUUGCGUGGACUGAAAGCUGGAUUCUAUUUCUCUAUUCCUCCAUCAUUCACUACUGGUGAUCACAAACGUUUCUUGAUUGAUGCGAUACCCAUGGAGAAGUUAUUGCUAGAGACCGAUUCACCAGUUCUGGGUCCAGUAAGAGGAGAAAGGAACGAGCCGGCUAAUGCCAGACUUUCAGCCAACUUUAUUGCUGAGGUGAAAGGCCUAACACUGGAAGAAGUCAUAACAACCACUACUGCAAAUGCCUUGAAGCUACUGGAAUUGCCAAGUUGCUAGCAACAUAACAACAUUGAUACAUGUAUCAUCAGUGAACUCACAGCAAAGUGAACAGUACAUACCAGUAUAGUGACUGAAGAUUAACAAUCUAAGGCAACAAUAAGAACGA
This is a messenger RNA of Cylicocyclus nassatus, 904 nucleotides long. The record is from the annotation of a GenBank genome assembly. Lineage: Eukaryota; Metazoa; Nematoda; Chromadorea; Rhabditida; Strongylidae.